Penicillium robsamsonii is the source of this 843-nucleotide messenger RNA. Its product is annotated as Concanavalin A-like lectin/glucanases superfamily. Lineage: Eukaryota; Fungi; Ascomycota; Eurotiomycetes; Eurotiales; Aspergillaceae. Bases 1 to 843 code for a protein of 280 amino acids. The transcript has 3 exons. The record is from RefSeq and is a predicted model, not a curated record. Gene Ontology annotation, molecular function: carbohydrate binding.
AUGCAAACCCCACUGACAGAUUUGAUCGCCGAGGUAUACAACUUCGGCCAAAAGCCCAAGUUGGAUGGUUCUUCAGUCUGCGGUAACUGCACACAAGGACAAAAAUUGCGUGUCAAGUCGACCGCUUACAUCCCAAUUACCCCCGCUCUUUACAAGCUUCUCAGGGGUGAACGGAAACUGAAGUCCUUCACUCGCGACGAGGUUUUGGCGUUUAUCAAAAAGCGUGCAUACUGGCGGGUAUUCAAAGCAAAAUUACCUCGCCACAAGGCCGAGAAGCUGGACUUAGAAAUCAUUGGCAUCAGCAAUGACACGAAGCACUUCAUCAACCCCACUACUCCGCCAGUCUUUGAAAACUUCAAGAAAGAGCCUACUAUUACCGGUGGUGCUGAUGGAGCGCUAGAUCCAGAGAUGAAAAAGCCAAAGAUUGACCUUCCGGCUCCUCGACCAAAACGACACAGAGCAAACCUACCACUUCAUGGCAGUCUCCACUUGCAGCAGACUCUCGAGACGGACAGUGUGAUUCUCCUGGAGUCGUCAAGCGUGGAUCCUGACAAGCCUGGCGAUGGCAUCGACAUGACUCGGAUUUCAAUCACAGAUGCAGAGAACGAUAUCAUCUUCCAUAUCUCUAUUCGUCGAGUUCAAAGUCAAAUAAUUUUCAAUGCUAAAAUCGGUAUAUCAUGGGGUCCGGAGGAACGGAUCGACAUUGACCGUAGAUUCAACAGUGAAGAUGAUGCAACAAUUUUGAUUCACAACCAAGGAGGGGGCUUCGAAGCCUCUAUUGACUGGGUCAAUACCAUUUGGUUUGCUAAACGUGCUCAGGGAAGGACACCACAAUCUAUCUAG